Molecule: messenger RNA, 1533 nt
Organism: Chiloscyllium plagiosum (whitespotted bambooshark)
Lineage: Eukaryota; Metazoa; Chordata; Chondrichthyes; Orectolobiformes; Hemiscylliidae
Product: eukaryotic translation initiation factor 3 subunit E
Cellular component (GO): cytoplasm; eukaryotic translation initiation factor 3 complex
Molecular function (GO): translation initiation factor activity
Source: RefSeq, a predicted model, not a curated record
UAAAGUUGCUGCCGUUUGAAUUCUCCAUUUGCCAAGAUGGCGGAUUAUGAUCUAACGAUGCGGAUCGCUAAUUUCCUGGAUCGGCACCUGGUCUUCCCGCUGCUCGAGUUCCUGUCAGUUAAAGAGAUUUACAAUGAAAAGGAACUCCUGCAAGGGAAACUGGAUCUUCUUAGUGACACGAACAUGGUUGACUUUGCUAUGGAUGUGUACAAAAACCUCUAUCCUGAUAAGGAAAUUCCACAAGCCUUACGAGAGAAGCGAACGACUGUUGUUGCUCAGCUGAAACAGCUUCAAUCAGAAACUGAACCAAUUGUCAAGAUGUUUGAGGAUCCAGAAACAACAAGGCAAAUGCAAUCAACCAGGGACGGACGCAUGUUGUUUGAUUAUCUAGCAGAUAAGCAUGGAUUUCGUCAAGAAUAUUUGGACACCUUAUACCGAUAUGCUAAAUUCCAGUAUGAAUGUGGCAAUUAUUCUGGUGCAGCAGAAUAUCUCUACUUUUUCAGAGUUCUGGUUCCUUCGACAGACCGGAAUGCCCUGAGUUCACUCUGGGGCAAGCUAGCAUCAGAAAUUCUGAUGCAGAACUGGGAAGCUGCUAUGGAGGACCUAACACGACUCAAGGAAACCAUUGAUAACAAUUCCGUCAGUUCACCACUCCAAUCCCUUCAGCAGAGGACAUGGUUAAUCCACUGGUCUCUGUUUGUAUUCUUCAAUCACCCUAAAGGCAGAGACAAUAUCAUUGACCUCUUCCUUUACCAGGCACAAUAUUUAAACGCCAUCCAGACUAUGUGUCCACACAUCCUCCGUUACCUGACCACAGCUGUCAUCACGAACAAGGACGUGCGAAAACGUAGACAGGUCCUAAAGGACUUGGUGAAGGUCAUCCAGCAAGAAUCUUAUACUUACAAGGACCCCAUCACAGAGUUUGUGGAAUGCCUAUACGUGAAUUUUGAUUUUGAUGGUGCUCAGAAGAAGCUGCGUGAGUGUGAGUCGGUGCUUGUGAAUGACUUUUUCUUGGUGGCCUGCCUCGAGGACUUUAUCGAGAAUGCCCGACUCUUCAUCUUCGAGACAUUUUGCCGCAUUCAUCAGUGCAUUAGCAUUAGCAUGCUUGCAGAGAAACUAAAUAUGACUCCUGAAGAAGCAGAGAGAUGGAUUGUCAACCUAAUUCGAAAUGCAAGGCUGGAUGCAAAAAUAGAUUCAAAACUGGGGCAUGUCGUCAUGGGAAACAACGCUGUGUCCCCUUAUCAGCAGGUCAUUGAGAAAACAAAGAGCCUCUCUUUUCGGAGUCAGAUGUUAGCCAUGAACAUAGAAAAGAAAAUGAAUCAAAACAAUAGGACAGAGGCUCCUAACUGGACCACUACAGACUCUGGUUUUUACUGACAAGAACUACAGAAAUGCGAGCAGAUUGAAGUUUCCAUCAGUGCUGAGUCGUUUGACAUUCAUCUUUAACAAUAAAAUUUUUUAAGUGCAAGACAUUAUUGUCAUGUUUUGAAGUCCAUAUAAGUGGGAAAAAAAUAAAAUGUUAACUUUUAAACA